AUGUAUAUUGAAAGUUCUAUAAAUGAUAAAUACAUUGGUACAUUAAAUUUUGGAUGUUUUCCAAAAAAUGUUUUACAAUUUCAAGAAAGUCAAGAUUUAUUUCAACAAUUAAUUUUCAUUGAUUAUCAAUUACAAUUAUUAAUUAAUAAUGAAUUUAAUGGACAAGAAUUAACUACUUUAUCAAAUUUUCAAGGUAUAAAUAAUCCAAAAGAAAAAUUAAUUCAAUUAAUUAAUUAUACAAAUUCAAUAAAUAUAAAUUAUAAUAAAGAAAAUAGAUCAUAUGAAGAAAAUUUAUAUUAUAUUGUAUUAAUUUCUCAUUUAUUAUAUUUAGAUGGAAAUUUAAUUGAAAUGAAUAAAAUUCUAAAUUCAAUUAAUGUAAGUUAUCAAGUAAAUAAAAAUUUAAAUGUUUCAAUAAAUACUUUAGAUUUUAUUUCUUAUUUAACUGUUAGAUAUUAUACUUUAUAUGGUUUAAGUACUAUUCAUCCACAAUUAGAAAUUUGGUUUCAAUAUCUUGAUAAUUUUAAACAUCCAUUUUCAAAAUCUCAAGUUAUAGCAAAUCAUUGGUUAGAUCUUUUAUUUAAAAAAUUAACUAUAGAAUUAAGUAAAAAUGGUACAAUACAAUUUUCAUUUGUUAAUAAUAUUUCAAAUUUACCAUUUUAUAAAAAUAAAUUAUCAAUUAUAAGUUAUUCAAAUUUUUUAUUAAGACCUGAACAAUAUCAAAUUAUUAAUAAAUCUUUUAAAACUGAUUAUUCAUCAUAUUUAAAUAUUGAAAUUAAUGAAUGUAUUCAUCUGAAAAUUCAAUUUCCUGAUGCAAAUGAACCAAAUAAUCAAGUUAAUGAUUUUAUAAAUAAUUUAUAUGAAUCAUUAAGUUAUGUUCCUUUUAAUUUAGCAAUUUUUAAACCUUCAUUAAGUAAAAAAUUUUUAAUUGAUGCAACAACAAAAACUUAUCAAAGUAGAAUUGUUUUAUCAAAUUUUAUUUAUACAUUAAUUGAUUUAAAUGAAUAUGAUGAAGCAUUAGCUGGGUUUAAUACUUAUAUUGCAUAUAUUGAAAAAGAUCAAGAAUUAAAAGAAGGUUAUAUUGAAGAUAUUUUAUCAAUUAUUGAUACUUAUAGUACAUGUAUAAUUCAUUUUAAUCCAUUAAAAUCAUUUGCUAAAAAUCCAAAAUUUAAAUAUACUGAUGAACCAAUAGUUUUAGAUAAUUUAAAAAAAUUUGUUAAAGAAUUACAACUGUAUCUUGAAAAAUUAAAUAAAUUAGUUGAUUUAGCAUAUGAUGAUGAAAAUUAUGCAGGUGAUAAAAAUCCAUUAUCAUUUUUAUAUAGAAAAUAUAAUUUAAAUGUUUUACAAUCAGAUCAAUCACAAUUUAUUGAAUUAAUUUCAAAAGCAUGGCAUUCAAUUGGAUAUUAUUAUAGUUAUUUAUCAAAUUUUGAAUCACCAAAUCAAAAAAUUUUAGAUUUUAAUAUUUCACAAAUUUUAAAAAAUUAUAAAAAUUCUUUAAUUAUAAAUUCAACUGGUAAUGUAUUAUAUCUAUUUACUUAUGCCUUGGCAUUAGCAAAUACUUCACAAUUAAAACCAUCAUUAAAAUUAUGUAAAUUUAUUUUAAAGAAAUAUCCAGAAAGUUUUAAAACUUGGAAUUUAUUAGUAUUAUUAAUAACUUCAUUUAAUAAUGAUAAUGAUGAAAUUGAAAAACCUGCAGGAUUUAAUGAUAAUAUCUUACCUGAUAAUUUUACAAAUAGCAAUGGUGGAGGACAAAUUGAUUCUAAAAUUAAUGGUUAUAUUCCACCAAAAUUAAAAAUUAGAGAACCAGAAAAAUUUAUAAAUAAAGCUCUUAAUAUUUCAGGAUUAUAUAUUUUAAAACAUCAACAAAGAGAUAUAAAAUUAUCAUUUGAAUCAAAAUAUGAAAUUUUACAAUUAAAAUUAACUCAAUUAGCUGUAUUAGAAUCAAUUCAUGGUUCUCAAUAUAUGAUUGAUUAUAUUUCAGAAGUAUUUGUAUUAUAUCAUGAAUUAUUUGAUAUAAAUUUAAAUAGUUCAAGUUCUUUAUCAUCAAGACAAUUUGCAGCAAAUGAAAAAUGGUCACAUAGACCAAGUUUUAUUGAUCCAAAUGAAUUAAAUAAUGUUAGAAUGAAUUCUCCAGAACCUUUGAAUAAAGCAAAUGCAUUACCUUCAAAUCCUCCAUUACAACAACAACAAAUACCUCCACAAUCAUCACAUUCAACCAAUCAUCAAAAUGGUGGUGAAAAAAUACUUACUUCAUCAAAUUCAACAAAAAAGCAUAGUCAUAAUCCAGUUGAUAGAUUAAAAAGAUUUUCAAAAAUUCCAAAUUUACCAACAAGAGAUUCAAUAUUAGGUAGAAGAGAUUCAAUAAUGAGUACUAAAUCAAAUACAUCAGCAACUUCAUCAGGUAUUGCAUCUGUUAAUUCUGCUCCUCAUCAUAUAAAAAAACCAGAAUUUAAAAAUGGUAAUAUUUUUGAAUCAUCAACAUCAAAUCAACAACAACAAAUCAAUGAAAAACAAGCUUUAAUUCAACCACAACGUCAACCUCCUACUCAGCCACAGAAACAUACAGAUAAUCUCGUGGAACGUAAAUUAUUACAAGAUAUUUGGUUAUGGACAUCAAAUAUAUUUUUAAAAAAUGGAUUAUAUGAAGAAAGUGAACAAUGUAUAAAUGAAGCAGAAUUAAUUUAUGAAAAUAACUUUAAAAUCUUGAUAGCUAGAGGUUUUUUAAAUUCUAAGACUAAAAAAUUUUUAUCAUUACAAAAUUUUGAAAAAUCAUUAGAGAUAUUAACUACAACAAAUAAUAAAUUUAAUAAAUUUGAAUUAGGUUUAACAAUAAUUGGAUUAUCUAAAUUAUUUUUAAUUGACGAUGACCCCAAAAAUUCAAUAUUUAUAUCAACAAAAGAUUAUGAUGCAGGAAUAAUAAGAAUUAAAAAUUUGUUAGAACAAUUCUCAUUAAGUUUUCCACAUGGAUUUAAUAAUAUUGAAAUUUGGUAUUUUUUAAGUAAAAUUUAUGAAAUUAUUGAUGAUAAAAUUUUAUUAACUAAAUCCUUGUGGAAAUGUAUUGAAUUAGAAGAUUUAAGACCUGUUAGAAAUUUUGAAGUUUGUAAUUUAAGUUUAUAA
Molecule: messenger RNA, 3114 nt
Organism: Lodderomyces pseudojiufengensis
Lineage: Eukaryota; Fungi; Ascomycota; Pichiomycetes; Serinales; Debaryomycetaceae
Exons: 1
Coding region: 1-3114 (1037 amino acids)
Molecular function (GO): protein binding
Source: RefSeq, a predicted model, not a curated record